UUUUUUUGGGUUCACCUUAUUCCCCCUUCCACCACCCUUUUCCCCUUUAUCCUCUCUUUCCCACCGUCUACCUUCCACCGUCAUUAUUCCCUUUCUUCCUCUCUUCUCCACUUCCCUUUUAUCCUUUUUCUCUCUCUCGUGAUUUUUAUAAUUCAUGGGUUGUUAUUCAAACUUGGAUUAGAAUUAGAUGUGUUUGUUGACAUUGCAUUGACUAUUAUCUACUUGAAAUUUGGAUUUGUGUAUUACAUAAUUCAUGGGUGAUGUUAUAAAUCCUUUUUUUAUAAGUGAUAAUCACUUCUUGCUUUCAUUUGCAGGGCUUUGAACGGAAAUUAUUUGGCUGAGGCUUCUAAGAUUUUGAGCUUUCAAUCUAAGGGUUUGACAAAGUUCUCUUGCAUAUUUUGUGUAAUUAAAUUUGAAAGUGAAUGUAAAAUACAAUUUGUUGUUUUGAUAUGGAAAAAUAGCGGUACAAAAUUAGUAAAGUACUGGUAUUAGGGGAUAAAAAUAGUUGAGAUUGAAAAUGGUUUUGUUUGUGCAUAAGGUCGAGAAUUAAUUUCAUCAAUGGAUUGGAAUAAAAAAGUUUUAGUUUUUUAGGGUGUGCCUUAUUUCUCCUCUUUGAUUGUAGCGGAAACAUAACGCACUUAAAAAGCUACUUGACAUGUAACAUAUAUAUUGAAUUUAGCUUGUUUCCUUAUCUUCGAUUUCUAUUCACUAGAAUGUAGUAUAGCAUUUGAAGCACUUAGGCAAAGAAUAUACUAUUUAUUUGAAUAUUAGGAUUCUUUAGAAGUAGGAACUGUUUCUUUUGUUAAAUAAACCAAUUCCCAGUCCUAUAAGGAAAAUCAUGUAUGACUAGUAAAAAUUAGGAAGGACCUCGUUUAAUUCCAAUACCAAUUAGUUUUCCAACUACUGAUGCAUUAUAAAUUAUUUCAAUUUACUCAUAAACGUGACUGAAAAGGCUCAUCACACCUCUAUCUCCUUUCUCACCGGCCAUCGUCUCCCUCUCUCUCACCUUCUCACCGUGGUUGCGAUUAGGUCUUUGCGUCUUUGAAGCUCAACAUUGGAUUGCUGUAUUGCGUUUUAAAGAACGUGUUGGUGUGUGGUUCUUGCAAGGAACUGCAAAAUGGUGUGAAAGCUUAAAGAUUUCAACAUAGAAGAAAACCAACCUCAAAACUACCGAAGUGAUAUUUUCUGUUUCUCUAGAUUGAAGAAAAUUUAAAUAAUUCUACCAGCUUAAAAGUAUGGAUUCGGAAGCUGCUCGAGCUGCACGAGAAUCUCUAGACCUGGCGUUCCAUAUGUCCAAUAUACUUGACACGGGUCUAGACCGCCACACACUUUCGGUUCUAAUUGCACUUUGUGAUCUUGGAGUCAAUCCAGAAGCACUUGCUGCUGUUGUCAAGGAACUAAGAAAAGAGAAGCCCUCGUUAUCAUCAUCACUUCCUGAGGCUCCUUCUUUUCCAUAAAUAAAUAGAUUUUUUUGUUAGAUCUCUUCGAUGUGUGCUGAAGUUCUUUGAUUGUUCUGUUAUAUGACCUUCAUUUGGUGUAGUGGCAUUGCUUUAGUACAAGGUUGAUGCGUUGCAAAUAGAAACUCAUUUGAAGGUUUAUAUCUUUGAGAUUAAAUUUUCACUUGGCCAAAA
Vigna angularis (adzuki bean) is the source of this 1631-nucleotide messenger RNA. Its product is annotated as mitotic-spindle organizing protein 1B. The coding region runs from base 1236 to 1457 and encodes 73 amino acids. Gene Ontology annotation, cellular component: gamma-tubulin ring complex; spindle; centrosome. The transcript is spliced from 4 exons. The record is from RefSeq and is a predicted model, not a curated record. Gene Ontology annotation, biological process: microtubule nucleation by interphase microtubule organizing center; gamma-tubulin complex localization; mitotic spindle assembly. Lineage: Eukaryota; Viridiplantae; Streptophyta; Magnoliopsida; Fabales; Fabaceae.